Messenger RNA from Clarias gariepinus (North African catfish), 1973 nucleotides. It is a transcript of the gene tcp11l1, whose product is annotated as t-complex 11, testis-specific-like 1. Gene Ontology annotation, biological process: signal transduction. The transcript is spliced from 10 exons. The record is from RefSeq and is a predicted model, not a curated record. The coding region runs from base 208 to 1719 and encodes 503 amino acids. NCBI's taxonomy places the organism in Eukaryota, Metazoa, Chordata, Actinopteri, Siluriformes, Clariidae.
UGUUUAUUUGGGGAUCGAGAACCCAAGCAAACGUUUGGUGGUAGGUGGUGGGAAUCUAGUUCGAUCACUUUAAUUUUAAAUCCUACAUGUGUCAACAAGGGACCUUCUGAUCUAAAGACAGCGGUGACGGCUUUGAGUUGUUUAUCGGAAAAGUCAGCAGAUCUCAGCUGAUCCUGCCUUGUCUGGAUCCCAGCGGGCCUGUUUAGGAUGCCCAAAGAACCCAAUGAAUCGUCAAGUGAGGAGGAAAAGAAGGUCGACGGAAAAGGGGCAGAAGAUUCCACAGGCCGGACAGAUGCAUCAGAAGAGCUGCUGCGUAAAAGAAUUAGAACGAACACGCCGAGUCCUCACCGACACACUCCUCCGUCCAGCCCGUCCAAGUUCGUGUCUGUGGAGGAACUAAUGGAGGCGGCUAAAGGCGUGACUAACAUGGCGCUGGCUCAUGAGAUAGUAGUAAACGGUGGCUUCCAAAUCAAGCCCACUGAGCCUGCUGAAGGAAGCUUGGAGAAACAAGUUAAGGAAAUUGUGCACAAAGCAUUCUGGGAUAAUCUUGAAACCCAGCUGAAUGACGACCCGCCUGUGUACGAGCAUGCUAUCAAACUGGUCGGGGAAAUUAAAGAGACGCUGUUGUCCUUCCUGAUGCCGUACCAGACACGUUUAAAAGGACAGAUAGAGGAGGCGCUGGACCUGACGCUCAUCCAGCAGCAGGCAGAGAACGGAGCGCUGGACAUCGGCAAGGUGGCUCAGUUCAUCAUCAACACCAUGGGCGCCUUCUGCGCGCCGUGCAGGGACGAAGAAGUCCGCAAGCUCCGGGACAUCACGGACAUCGUGCUCCUUUUUAGGUCUAUUUUUGGAGUCUUGGACAAAAUGAAGAUUGACAUGGCCAACUUUGCAGUCAGUAGUCUCCGGCCGCACCUGCUGCAGCACUCGGUGGAGUACGAGAGGAACAAGUUUCAGGAGUUACUCAAAAAACAGCCGAAUGCCCUGGACUUUACUCAGAAAUGGCUCCAGGAGACGGCGGACUCGGUGCUCAGGGGUGCCGAAGGGGGCGCUGCGGGCUCGCCCCGUUCCUCCUCGAGGCCGCUGCUGAACGUCCACAACCAGGCUUAUUUACGACUGCUGCACUGGGACCACACCAUGGACACUUUCCCCGAGACGGUGCUGAUGGACCGUGGCAGGUUCCUGGAGAUGCAGCUGGAGCUGGAGCGCUUGGCGUUGGUGGCGUCUGUGCUCCUGAUCGUGUACAACAGUGCAGGAGAGGCGAUCUCGGGGCUGCCGGGCCUCAUGGACAAGCUGAAGAGCACAGUCAGGAUCCUGCUGGCUGAUAUGCACACUCCGUCUUUUAAAGCAGACGAGGCAUUCACCGCUAUCGGGGAGAAGCUGUGUUUGGAGCUGGGGGAAUGUCUGACUCAGCAUGGCUUCUCACCUUUUCACCCAGACAGACAGAACACUCUAAAAGGCCAAAUCGCAGCUGUCAAGUCCCAAGACAACCCAAUCCGUAAACUCGUCGAUUCUCGGAUCCAGGCCUAUCUCUUGAGCUUCCUGGACCAGGGUCCUGGGUCUUCGUCUGUUCCCGGAGGUCUGGUUCCCAUCAGCAAGGAGCUGGAGGAUAUCGGGAUCAAAGUGGGCCACCUCGUGAACUUCAACAAGCUGGUCUACUCGCCGUUCUACCAGAAACUCCUCCAGGACAUCGUUCAGGCCGGGGCAGGCGCAGCCACUUAGGCAGCGUCGAACGAAACUGACGACAUGAAGUGAACCAGGCAGCCUAGUGUACCGUACGGUCCCAGAAACAACUGGGUUAUUAGUGUGCUGAAUAUAUCCCAGAAAAAUCCCCUUCUGCCAAUGCUAGCAAAGGAUUUAUCACAAUUAUUAAACAUUUUGAGCCUCCUAUCCUUCCCUUAUAUAUUCAGGGAUCAGUCAGUCGAGCUUAAAGAUUUCGUUUCAUGGAAAAAUUUAAUAAAAAACAAAAACUUUUU